Eptesicus fuscus (big brown bat) is the source of this 2053-nucleotide messenger RNA. It is a transcript of the gene MMP17, whose product is annotated as matrix metallopeptidase 17. Gene Ontology annotation, molecular function: zinc ion binding; metalloendopeptidase activity. Gene Ontology annotation, cellular component: extracellular matrix. Lineage: Eukaryota; Metazoa; Chordata; Mammalia; Chiroptera; Vespertilionidae. Gene Ontology annotation, biological process: extracellular matrix organization; collagen catabolic process; proteolysis. The transcript has 10 exons. The coding region runs from base 35 to 1795 and encodes 586 amino acids. The record is from RefSeq and is a predicted model, not a curated record.
UCCACGCCGCCCGCCCGCCCGCCCUGCGAUCGCGAUGCCCGGGCCGCCGCGCCCCCGGACGCAGGUCCCGCCGCUGCCGCUGAUGCUGCUAGUGCUGGCGGCCUGCGGGGGCCGCACCGCGCCCGCGCCCCGCGCCGAGGACCUCAGCUUGGGGGUGGAGUGGCUGAGCAGGUUCGGAUACCUGCCCCCCUCGGACCCCGCCACCGGGGAGCUGCAGACACAAGAGGAGCUGACCAAGGCCGUGGCCGCCAUGCAGCGCUUCGCGGGCCUGGAGGCCACCGGGGUCCUGGACGCGGCCACCCUGGCCCGGAUGAAAACCCCGCGCUGCUCCCUGCCCGACCUCCCGGCCGCGGCUCGGAGGAGGCGCCAGGCCCCGGCCCCGACCAAGUGGAGCAAGAGGAACCUUUCGUGGAGGGUCCGCAGGUUCCCGCGGGACUCGCCCCUGGGCCGCGACACGGUGCGGGCGCUCAUGCACUACGCCCUCAAGGUCUGGGGCGACAUCACGCCCCUGAACUUCCACGAGGUGGCGGGCAGCGCGGCCGACAUCCAGAUCGACUUCUCCACGGCCGACCACAACGACCGCUACCCCUUCGACGGCCCCGGCGGCACCGUGGCCCACGCCUUCCUCCCCGGCGACCACCACGCCGCGGGGGACACCCACUUCGACGACGACGAGGCCUGGACCUUCCGGUCCUCAGAUGCCCACGGCAUGGACCUGUUCGCGGUGGCCGUGCACGAGUUCGGCCACGCCAUCGGGCUGAGCCACGUGGCGGCCACGCAGUCCAUCAUGCAGCCCUACUACCAGGGCCCGGUGGGCGACCCGCUGCACUACGGGCUCCCCUACGCGGACCGGGUGCGCGCCUGGCAGCUGUACGGCGUGCGGGAGUCCGUGUCCCCCACGGCACAGCCGGACACCCCGGAGCCCGAGGACCCCCGCCUGCUGCCGGAGCCCCCUGACCAUCGGCCCAGCACCCCGCCCGGCAAGGACGUGCCUCACAGGUGCGGCGCCCACUUCGACGCGGUGGCGCAGAUCCGCGGCGAGGCCUUCUUCUUCAAAGGCAAGUACUUCUGGCGGCUGAACCGGGACCGGCACCUGGUGUCGCUGCAGCCGGCGCAGAUGCACCGCUUCUGGCAGGGCCUGCCGCCCCACCUGGACGGCGUGGACGCCGUGUACGAGCGCGCCACCGACCACAAGAUCGUCUUCUUCAGAGGAGACAGAUACUGGGUGUUCAAGGACACGCACGUGGAGGAAGGAUUUCCCCGGCCCGUCUCCGACUUCGGCCUCCCGCCGGGCGGCGUCGACGCCGCCUUCUCCUGGGCGCACAGUGACAAGACUUAUUUCUUUAAGGACCAGCUGUACUGGCGCUACGAUGAGCUCACGCGGCGCAUGGACCCCGGCCACCCGGCCCGCAGCCCCCCGUGGAGGGGCGUCCCCAGCACGCUGGACGACGCCAUGCGCUGGUCCGAUGGGGCCGCCUACUUCUUCCGCGGCAGGGAGUACUGGAAGGUGCCGGACAGCGAGCUGGCCGUGGCGCCCGGCUACCCGCAGUCCACGGCCCGGGACUGGCUGGUCUGCAGAGACCCGCAGGGCGAGGGCGAGGGCGCGGAGGGAGAGGGGGCGACCCACGCCCCGCCCGGCCAGCACGACCGCAGCCACGCGGAGGACGGCUACCAGGUGUGCGCCUGCAGCUCCCUGGCCGCCCGCCCGCCCGGGCCCGCGGGCUCGCUGCUGGCCACCGCGCUGCUGCCGCCCCUGGGCCUCCUGCGGCGAGGCGCCCGGGCCCUGGCGCUCUGAGAGCCGCCGGCCGAGGACAGACGGUCACGGCCCCCCGCCCAGGGCCACGGGGCGGGGAUGGGGCCUCAGCCUCCAGCACCCGGAGCGGGAGGCCCCCGGACCCGCCCUCAGCCCGAGCAGAGCCCCAGGUCAGCCUCCCAGACGAGGGACGGCCCCCUGGCCGCCGGCACCGACUCGUGGACACAGGAGCGCCGGCCCCACGGCCUGCUGGGAGGAGUCUGUCCAGGAGACGCCGUCCCGGCCGGCCGCCGGGUGGGG